AAGAAGAUAAAAUUACUCUCAUGACUCAAAAGCAUUAUGGAUGUUGAGAAAGUGUUUCAUAUGAGUGGUGGCAAUGGAGACAAUAGCUAUGCCAGAAAUUCCUCCUUUCAGAAGAAUGUGUCUGAUAUGGCAAACAACAUAAUCAUACAAGCAGUGCAACAACUUUAUCUUGAAUUAUCACCAAUCAGUAUGGGGAUAGCUGAUUUAGGUUGUUCUUCUGGACCAAAUGCACUGUCCAACAUAAAACACAUUGCUGAAGCCGUUGAAGCAAUAAGCUGUAAAAUAAAGAACUGUACUGUACCUGAGUUUAGGGUUUACCUGAAUGAUCUUCCCGGAAAUGACUUCAAUUCGGUGUUUAAGUCACUCCCAGAUUUCUACGGCGAGCUCAAGAAGAAAGAAAGAAAUGGCGAGUGUCCCUCCAUAUAUGUAGCAGGCUGUGCUGGUUCUUUUUAUGGAAGGCUUUUUCCCAACAAUUCUCUGCACUUUGUUUAUUCAUCUUAUAGCCUUCACUGGCUCUCCAAGGCUCCUCCAGGUCUUUAUGAUGAGGAAGGAAAGUCAAUAAAUAAAGGCAAUAUUUACAUAUCGGAAUCGAGCCCGUUACUUGUGUCGCAAGCAUAUUACACGCAGUUCAAAGAGGAUUUCUCGAUGUUCCUUCGAUUGCGAUCCGAAGAAGUAACCACCGGAGGGCGCAUGGUUUUGAUCUUGCUUGGAAGAAUAGGUCCAGACCAUGUUGAUAGAGGCAACUCUUUCUAUUGGGAACUUCUUUCCAGAUCUCUUGCUCUGUUGGUUUCUCAGGGAGAAAUUGAGCAGGAAAAAGUUGAUUCAUAUGAUAUGCAUUUCUAUGCACCAUCAAGAGAAGAAAUAGAGAGUGAAAUUAGAAGGGAUGGUUCUUUUGAAUUGGUUGAAUCUCAUUUGUAUGAAACUAAGAAAAAAUAUGAUAAAACUAAUGGGAAUUAUGGAUCAGAAGUUGCAAUGACUGUUAGGGCUAUUCAAGAACCAAUGAUCUGCCACCACUUUGGAGAAGCUAUUUUAGACAAUUUGUUUGAUAUUUAUGCAAGGAUGGUGGACCAGGAAGUCACUAAACAAGACAUUAAUCCCAUUUCUUUUGCAAUUCUUCUUAGAAAGUUAUGAACGCAUGAUGCUUCUUAAAUUUGCAGGUUAAAUAAAUUUUACUGUUAACCAAUGAGCUGUAUAUAAUUCGAAUAGUACGUAUAAGCAUCAAACUGUUAAGUCGUGGGUUCAAAUUCUUCCAUAAACGCUUCCUCUCCUCAAUUAUUAAAAAAAUAAAUUUUACGGUUAUCCAAUU
This is a messenger RNA of Mercurialis annua (annual mercury), 1306 nucleotides long. Its product is annotated as probable methyltransferase TCM_000336. Gene Ontology annotation, biological process: methylation. The record is from RefSeq and is a predicted model, not a curated record. NCBI's taxonomy places the organism in Eukaryota, Viridiplantae, Streptophyta, Magnoliopsida, Malpighiales, Euphorbiaceae. The coding region runs from base 37 to 1131 and encodes 364 amino acids. Gene Ontology annotation, molecular function: S-adenosylmethionine-dependent methyltransferase activity. The transcript has 4 exons.